Molecule: messenger RNA, 564 nt
Organism: Tilletiopsis washingtonensis
Lineage: Eukaryota; Fungi; Basidiomycota; Exobasidiomycetes; Entylomatales
Exons: 4
Coding region: 1-564 (187 amino acids)
Source: RefSeq, a predicted model, not a curated record
AUGUCUCAUCUCACCCUCAGCGUGAAGCCUUCGACCCCCAAGACGAUUCUGACGGUGACGAUGUCCUGGAGCGCUUCUUCGUUUUCACUCGCGUCCGACGUCCAGAGGAGCGGCUCGUUCUUUGUGCUCGCGACUGUGUACAUCUGGUCACACAUCUGCGAACGCGACGUGCUCGAAGAGUUUGGCCUCUUCGAAUCAAGCGGACCUGCUGCGCAUGCGCGCUGCGAGUCGCCACCGCCAGCUUCCAUCGUCGAGCUUGAAGAGCUGCAAGCCGCCGACUCGGCAGCAGGCAACGACGCUGCACCUACAUCCGAGCAGCAAGGCGUAUCCGUCGCCGAGCACUCCGUGCCGUCGCAGGACUCAGAAUGUGAUGGCAACAUGGGCGCCGCCAGCGGCCAUGCCGUGCCAGUGCCAGCGUCGCGGCUCGGACAGCGCCUGGCGACGCUCGACCGGCAGUACCUCAAGAAGGCCGGUGUGCGGCGGCUCAAGGAGUACAUCGAGCUCGCCGCGCAGGAGGGCUGCCGCAUUCAGUGGCUCCACGGCGAGCGCGUUGGCACAAUCUGA